AUGGCUAGCUCACCGACGACAUCGGCGACACCCUCCACCUUCUCAAGCACUCUUCCAGUUUUGCCUGGGACUUAUCCUGAAAGGGCACCUCUCGAUCUUUUUAGAACAGCUGUGGCCAUACACAUUAAUCGUGUCAUACCAGAGCUCUCACUUGAGAAAAUCUUCGAUGGUGUCGACAUUCUGAAGAAAGAAGGGGACUUCUCAGUAGCGAUGCCUCGAUUCCGGCUCCCCGGUGUAAAACCGGAUGUAUCAGCAGCUACCGUGGCAUCUUCAUUCCAACCAGACGAAUACAUAGAAACCGUCAAAGCUGUGGGCCCUUUCUUGUACUUCAAUGCCAGAUUGAGUACGUUUGCACGGAUCGUUUUGCGUACCAUCGAUCGAGAAACCUUUCGAACGCUGGAUGGUGUGCCCCGGUACGGGACCAACGAUAGUGGGAAGGGGAAGAAAGUCUUGAUCGAGUACAGUUCUCCCAAUAUCGCCAAACAAUUCCACAUUGGGCAUUUACGAUCCACCAUUAUUGGGCAAUUUCUGAUUAACUUACAUAAGGCCAAUGGAUGGGAGACAUUAUCCAUGAACUACUUGGGUGACUGGGGAAGACAGUUUGGUCUCAUUGCCGUUGGCUUCGAGAAGUAUGGGUCACAAGAGGAGCUGGAAAAGGACGCCAUUAAGCAUCUUUAUGAUGUUUAUGUGAAAAUAAAUAACGACGCGUCGACGGAUGAGUCCGUUCUAGACAAAGCCCGUGAACAUUUCAGGCAGAUGGAAGACGGUGGCGAGUCAGCCCUCAAACAGUGGCGGAUAUGGAGAGACUACUCCAUCGAAAAAUACCGGGAAGAAUAUGGGCGACUCAACGUUUCCUUUGAUGUGUAUUCUGGCGAAAGUCAAGUCUCCUUGGAAUCCCAAUCGGCGCCACUAGAGCGCUUGGAGAAAAUGGGUCUGAUUUCCGAAGAGAAAGGUGCAAAGUUGGUGGAUCUUACGCAAUGGAAGCUGGAGAAGGCCGUAGUUCGAAAGAAAGACGGAACAUCGAUCUACCUCACACGAGAUAUUGGUGCGGCCAUUGAGCGAUACGAGAAGUACAAAUUCGACAAGAUGAUUUAUGUCGUCGCGUCACAGCAGGACUUGCAUGUUGCCCAGUUCUUCAAGAUACUAAGCCUAUUAGAGUAUCCCUGGGCUGGCCGCCUGCAGCAUGUCAAUUACGGUCUCGUUCUGGGCAUGAGCACUCGGAAAGGAACCGCUGUCUUCCUCGACGACAUCAUCCGGGAGGCAUCCGAAAUUAUGCACGAACAGAUGAAAAAGAACCCAGAUAAAUAUAGCGCUGUCGAAGAUCCCGAAGGCACUAGUCGUGAGAUAGGUAUCACGGCGGUCAAGAUACAGGACAUGGCGGCAAAGCGGAUAAACAACUACAACUUCAAUUGGUCUCGGAUGCUUUCGUUUGAGGGGGACACGGGCCCAUACCUCCAGUAUGCACACGUUCGACUGGCAUCAAUGGCCCGCAAAAACCCGGAACUUCUUCCGCUCCGCACAGCCGAUCCAUCCGACCCAAAAUCUUCUAUCGACAUCGAUACUGAUUCACUCACAGAGCCCAAAGUUCGCGAGAUCUUGAUGUUACUUGCGUCAUAUCCUGACGUCGUUAAGACGGCGAUGGAGAAAUAUGAGCCCAGUGGUGUGGUGACGUUCUGCUUCAGAUUGUCGCAUGCUAUCAGCAGCGCGUGGGAGACGCUUUCAGUUAAAGGUGACACUGACCGGAGUCGGGCAAGCGCCCGGCUCUGGUUAUUCUUGAGUGCGAAGGAGGUCCUAGGCGCGGCAAUGAGAUUGCUCAGUUUGAUGCCACUAGAAAGGAUGUGA
Molecule: messenger RNA, 1842 nt
Organism: Cantharellus anzutake
Lineage: Eukaryota; Fungi; Basidiomycota; Agaricomycetes; Cantharellales; Hydnaceae
Product: arginyl-tRNA synthetase
Exons: 5
Coding region: 1-1842 (613 amino acids)
Biological process (GO): mitochondrial translation; arginyl-tRNA aminoacylation
Cellular component (GO): mitochondrion; cytoplasm
Molecular function (GO): arginine-tRNA ligase activity; ATP binding
Source: RefSeq, a predicted model, not a curated record